Molecule: messenger RNA, 1342 nt
Organism: Polychytrium aggregatum
Lineage: Eukaryota; Fungi; Chytridiomycota; Chytridiomycetes; Polychytriales
Exons: 6
Coding region: 95-1234 (379 amino acids)
Biological process (GO): protein polyglutamylation; cilium assembly
Cellular component (GO): ciliary basal body
Source: RefSeq, a predicted model, not a curated record
ACGCUAUGAUUCUGUGGAUUUGUCUCGGUGACCUUCCGGGGACAUCAGACCAACGCUCGACACUGGCGCAUCGACAUCAAACGCAAGACGCAGAAUGGCUGCGCGGAUCCAAGACGGCAUUGUCACCAAGUCCAACGAGCCCUUUCAGAGGCUCACGCCGCGGGCACUGGCUGCUCUGAUGCUGCAAGGCGCUGAGACGUGCGACUUUCAGUACUGGGAAGACGUCUUUGUCAAGGAAAGACAAUCCAAUCCAAACGCCAACGUCUUGAAGCGACAGAUAACGCUCUCUGACCGUCAGAGCUCGCGCGAAAACAUGAGCCGGAUCAUGAAAGCCCAUGCCGACAUCACGCCCGAUAUGGCGUCCGCAGCCGAGAGCGACGGUGGCGCCCAUAGGUCCGAUGCACCUGAGCCGACACACUCAGCGCUGCCACUGCUGAUCCUCGAUGUGCGCGAACCCGCGGAGUUUGAGGAAUGUCAUAUCGUCACAUCCAAGAACUAUCCGGUUUCGACUCUCUCGCGAAGCUUCCAGUUCUCAGGCGAAGUGCUGAGACUCAAAAACUCCCCUAGUGUUCUGAUUGUGAUCGUCGACGAGGACGAGCGCACUUCGAGCGCGAUGAUUCGUUUUUUCGUGGAGCGCGGAUAUGAAAACGUGCGACUGCUUAGCGGAGGGAUAUCUACACUAGCGCGGAGGGUGCAUGGCGUCUUAGUGGGUGUCCCGCCUGUUCGAUGGUUCUCUCCACCGACCCAGGCCCCAAGCGCACAGUCCAAAGGCGAUUCACUGUCGCAUCAUUCCAAGAAGGGCCGUGCCUCACCCCAUGCCCCCCAGCGGGGUCAGUCGCAUGCCUUGACUGACCCAGAACACGACAACUCCAUUGUUGUUGUCAAAAACACCCAGCCGGCGGAACGCUGGAACGUAGAAGCACUCAAAUUUAGUCUCGAAGCCAUCAAUGCAGCCACCGCCAAGCUUCCAAGAUCGCCUGCCCCUUCAAAGCCUCCAUCGCCACAUCCAUCACCAUCCCAGUCAAUGGAUCCGAGCCGAUGCAGUACCCCGGACAGUUUGGCGCAUGGUGUCGGGACACGCACCUCAAGCACCCGCACCACGCCGCUCGUAUCGGGACGCUCCACGCCUGCUGGUACCAACGAGAGCGAAUACGCCGCCGAGAUGACGCUGCAGACCUUCAAAUCCACUCCGCCUAUCCGCAGUCGUGUUCUGGGAGGGGGGUUGAGGAAGUAAGGGUAUCUGUGGUGGGGGUUGCUGCAUGGCAUCGACACGAUGUCGCAUUGUCCGUUUGCUAAAACAUUUGAAAAGCAUUUUGAAUAGAUUUCCAAUGACAUUCGGAUG